Girardinichthys multiradiatus is the source of this 2487-nucleotide messenger RNA. It is a transcript of the gene rab21, whose product is annotated as RAB21, member RAS oncogene family. Gene Ontology annotation, molecular function: GTP binding; GTPase activity. Gene Ontology annotation, biological process: Rab protein signal transduction. The record is from RefSeq and is a predicted model, not a curated record. The transcript has 7 exons. Lineage: Eukaryota; Metazoa; Chordata; Actinopteri; Cyprinodontiformes; Goodeidae. Bases 306 to 968 code for a protein of 220 amino acids.
GGUUAAAGCUAGCUGGCUAGCUGUUAACUCAGACUGACGCCAUUAGUUGGAGAAAAGAAGGCGUAAGAAUCAAGGAGAAACGACCCGUUUCCCAUUUUAUGAUCCGUUCUCCUUUCGCAGCCGACGGAUACUGUUGAAAGUCAGGGUCGUGUGAGCUGGACCGGAGCUGCUCUGAUGCUUUUAGCCUCUUUUUAAAGUCGGAAGUCGGAGUAAGGUUCGGACGGGGUUAGCAUUGUUAGCAGCUCGAGAAUAAGCGUCUGUUUUUCUGGAUAAAAUCUCGAGGAUUUCCUGACUAAAGUGACACCAUGGCAACAGCGGGGGCGGCCGGGAGCAGCGGCAGAACCUACUCCUUUAAAGUGGUCUUACUGGGGGAAGGCUGCGUGGGGAAAACGUCUCUGGUGCUGAGAUACUGCGAGAACAAAUUCAACGACAAACACAUCACAACUCUGCAGGCGUCCUUCCUCACAAAGAAGCUUAACAUCACAGGGAAGAGGGUUAACCUGGCCAUUUGGGACACGGCAGGUCAGGAGCGUUUUCACGCGUUAGGUCCAAUCUACUACAGAGACUCCAAUGGAGCCAUUCUAGUGUACGACAUCACAGACGAAGACUCCUUUCAGAAGGUGAAGAACUGGGUGAAAGAGCUGAGGAAAAUGUUGGGAAACGAGAUUUGUUUAUGCAUAAUAGGUAAUAAAAUAGAUUUGGACAAAGACAGAAACGUCUCAGUGGAAGACGCUGAGAGCUAUGCAGAGUCGGUGGGAGCCAAACAUUACCACACAUCAGCCAAGCUAAAUAAAGGCAUCGAGGAGCUGUUCUUGGACCUGUGUAAACGGAUGAUGGAGACGGCUCAGGCGGAGGAGAGAGCAAAGGGCAACGGAGCCAGCCAAUCAUCAUCAAGUAGGCGGGGUGUACAGAUCGUCGACGACGAGCCGCAGGCCACGCCCGCCGGAGGAUGCUGCUCCACUGGAUAACACACACACACACACACACACACACACACACUGCCUGCAUACAUAAAACCAACACACACCUUUAUCCGUCUGUCCUCCAGUUCGUCCGCUCAAAAAUAUCUCUGCCUCUGCUGCUGAGGAUCAUGGGAAAUCCUAUUUAAGUUAGUUUCAUCUGCUCCUAAAUAAAAGCCCUUCAGAUUUAUCCGAGUGUGCUUUUGUAGCACUUUGAUCUGUGCAACGAGUCUGUAUCUUCAAACCGCUGCUCUGUAACAUUAAACAUGGCGGCUCCUGGGAUAUUUUCAGUUGUUUGGCGACUAAGCUGCUUUACUGACCUUCAUUAACUUUCAUCGGGGAGUAAAAACAUGUUAUUAAGGAGCACGCUGGCAGUCGGUGGUGCAAUGGCUCCACCUGCUGGGCGAAUGUGACAGAAACCUUAAAGGAGAGUUCAGAGUUUUCUUUUAAUCAGCUGGCAGUAAAAAUGCAGACACACCCUCAAUGUUCCAGCAGCGUCUGUGGAACAAGUCAGGAAACGUUUGACAUUUGCUCCGUAGCUGCAGAAAUACAGACGCUGGGUUUGCUUUCUUAGAAAAAGCUCUGAGCUCAGCCUUUAAUGCGUUCAAGUCACUUAUUAAAUAUAAAGCAUUCACUAAAUAACUCUGUACGUAAGCAGAAAGUGAACCUGUUCAGCUGUGGAAAGUUACUGCUAGGAUUCAUCUUUUAUUAAAUUUUAUAAACUGUGUGAGAAAAUCUAUUUUAGACGAACAGACGGAGGAAACUCAGCUUCAUAACCUUAAUAGUAACUGAUUUCCGCUCCGAUGUUGUUCCUCUUUUUUGAUUUGUAACUUUAAAAGACAUGUUGCCGACAGAAAAUCAAACAUGGAUGGAAAUAUUUAUCAGUUGUCAGAUAUUUUAAUUGUUAAUAAAAGAUGUAAAAACAAAAAGUGAUGUAUUUGUCUAAAGGGGUCCAGUCUGUGACGACUGAAGCAGAAAAAUACAGCUACACCUAUAAAUGUUUGCAUUUUUCUUGCUCUGUUUUCAGUUAUUUUGUUUAACUUCAGUUUGAUUUUGGAGAAACCUCUAGUUGCUAAAAGUUUAAAUAACGAAACCCUAAAGCUUUUUAUUCUGUCAGUUUUAAACAUUGAAUCAGAGCUGCAGCUUUUCUCUUCAGAUCAAUGAUUUCUGCUCUGAAACACGCUGAAAUAUUUAAAAAAACCCAAAUUUACAUCGAAGGAUGACUCGUUUCUCCAAGAUUCAAAAUAUUUUUUACAUUUAAAGAGGAAAUCUAACAAAAAUAAUCACAUAAAAGAAGCUGAAAUGAACAACAAUGUGCAUUUAUGUCUAAAUAAAUGUGUUGUGUUGAUGUGCCAUUAUUAAUGAUUGUAUGAGGAAUCUCCCCACUUGGCUCUGCUCCUCUUCAUCACUUAACGUUUUGAUUUUCUGACUCCCAGAACAGAGAACCUAAACUGUGCAUGUUUGAUUCCUGUAAACAGCUUUGUUUGUCUCACUUUUCAACUAAAUAAAAUAAGUUAUUUUACAGUGA